GUAUUUAAAAUUAUCUUCUCACAACUCUCACCAAACUCCCCAAACUGAGACGAAAUCUGAAAAUCCGGUGACGGACCGUUGUUCAUCCAUAAUUUAAUCCGAUCGAUGGCUGAGAAGUCAUUCAAGUACGUGAUCGUCGGUGGUGGCGUCGCUGCGGGAUAUGCUGCUAGAGAAUUUGCCAAGCAGGGAGUUAAACCUGGUGAACUGGCUAUCAUCUCCAAAGAGGCGGUUGCACCUUAUGAACGUCCAGCACUUAGCAAGGCAUACCUAUUUCCUGAGGGUACGGCAAGACUUCCAGGUUUUCAUGUGUGUGUUGGAAGUGGUGGAGAGAGGCUGCUUCCUGAGUGGUACACUGAGAAAGGGAUAUCAUUGGUACUUAGCACAGAAAUUGUCAAAGCAGAUCUUGCUUCAAAGACACUGAUAAGUGCAGCUGGUGAAACCUUUAAGUAUCAGAUACUGAUAAUAGCAACUGGUUCUACUGUCAUUAGAUUGUCUGACUUUGGUGUACAAGGGGCUGAUGCUAAAAACAUCUUUUAUCUGAGAGAAAUUGAUGAAGCUGAUGAACUUGUAAAAGCAAUCAAAGCAAAGAAAAAUGGCAAGGCUGUAGUUGUUGGUGGAGGAUACAUAGGUCUGGAGCUAAGUGCAGCUUUGAGAAUCAAUAAUUUCGAUGUCAGCAUGGUUUUCCCAGAACCUUGGUGCAUGCCUAGGCUAUUUACUGCUGGCAUAGCUGCCUUCUAUGAAGGUUACUAUGCAAAAAAGGGAAUCAAAAUCAUCAAGGGCACAGUAGCUGUUGGAUUUGGCACCAAUGGAGAUGGGGAAGUUACAAAUGUAAAACUUAGGGAUGGUAGGGUGCUAGAAGCAGACAUUGUUGUUGUUGGUGUAGGUGGAAAGCCACUUACAACAUUAUUUAAGGACCAUGUUGACGAGGAGAAGGGUGGGAUUAAGACAGAUGCUUUCUUCAAAACAAGUGUUCCUGAUGUAUAUGCUGUGGGAGAUGUUGCCACCUUCCCUAUGAAAUUGUAUGGAGAGACUAGAAGAGUUGAACAUGUUGAUCAUGCUCGCAAAUCUGCAGAACAGGCUGUAAAGGCAAUUUUCGCAAGCGAACAAGGAAAAUCAAUCAGUGAAUAUGACUACCUUCCAUAUUUCUAUUCCCGUUCCUUUGACCUAUCAUGGCAGUUCUACGGUGACAACGUGGGCGAGACCGUGCUCUUUGGAGACAGCAGCCCAGAAUCUCCUAACCACAAGUUCGGAUCAUACUGGGUAAAAGAUGGGAAGGUAGUUGGUGCCUUUUUGGAGAGUGGCACUGCCGAAGAGAACAACGCGAUUGCUAAAGUUGCAAGGGUCCAGCCUCCAGUGAGCAGCUUGGAUCAGUUAGCCGCUGAGGGUCUCAUCUUUGCCAGUAAAAUUUGAAAUUAUUCUUUGGACAUAGUAGAAACUGUGGUGGUUUGUUCCAUACAAUGUAGACUAUGCUUUGUCACAGCGUCUCAUCUGCCAGUGAUCGGCUGGAUUUCCUCUAAAUUUCUCGAUAUGGAUACACUGAUCUUAAAGUAUUUCCUUGGAAAUAACGCUGUCCGACCUACAUGAUACUAUCAGUUGCUGUCCCAGUAGAUGCCUUGUACGUUGUGUGUGUCUUGGAUUUAUUGAGAAAAAUAUUAGGGAAAAAAUAACAUAAUGUUGUACUUUAUUAUUUGUAUCCUUCCAAAUAUAAGUGUUACUUGUGAUAUUUACUUUCAUUCUUCCUUAAAUAACAAGAAUACAAAUUUCCUUA
Sesamum indicum (sesame) is the source of this 1768-nucleotide messenger RNA. Its product is annotated as monodehydroascorbate reductase. Gene Ontology annotation, molecular function: oxidoreductase activity, acting on NAD(P)H. NCBI's taxonomy places the organism in Eukaryota, Viridiplantae, Streptophyta, Magnoliopsida, Lamiales, Pedaliaceae. The record is from RefSeq and is a predicted model, not a curated record. Gene Ontology annotation, cellular component: cytoplasm.